AUGUGGAUAAGGGAUGAAUCGUUACGGGACAAGUUUCCAUUGGUUUAUCGACUAGCUAAAGAAAAAAGAGUGAAAGUAAAAGAUUGUUAUCGAUUACAAAACGGUGGAAGACUAUGGGACUGGGCUUGGUCGCGGGCUCCUAGCACCGACCCGGAGAAGCAACAGAUGACGGGACUAAAAGAUUUGUUGAUGGAACAACACCUAACAGAACAAGGCGACAAGUGGCUCUGGAAAGAUGAAGACAGACCAGGCUUUUCGAGAUGCAAUAUGUUUGUAUGGAAGGCAGUGGAAGGAAAGAUACCAACAACUACCCAUUUAAGGUCGAGAGGUGUGGCGAUCCCAUCAGUGGUAUGCAAAGUUUUUGGAUUCUCAGACGAGACGCCAAAACACGUUCUUAGAACAUGUUGCCUUGCUGACCUGGUGUGGACUCAAAUGUGCAGUUGGGUAAAAAUUCCUUCAAAUGUAAAGGCAGAUACUCUUAAAGGUUUAUUGUGUAUGGUAAAUGAUCUUCCAUGGUCAAAAGAAAAGAAAAAGGCAAUGCAUGCGGUUUUCCUAUUAACGGCCUGGAGCAUAUGGCAAAACCGGAACACAAAAGUAUUUAAGGGAAUAAGUGGUUCGGCUCACAAAUUAGUUGAAGAUAUAAAAGAUUGCUCUUACAAGUGGAUGAAACAAUGA
Helianthus annuus (common sunflower) is the source of this 675-nucleotide messenger RNA. RefSeq lists its product as uncharacterized. Lineage: Eukaryota; Viridiplantae; Streptophyta; Magnoliopsida; Asterales; Asteraceae. The transcript has 2 exons. The record is from RefSeq and is a predicted model, not a curated record. Bases 1 to 675 code for a protein of 224 amino acids.